This is a messenger RNA of Panonychus citri (citrus red mite), 2750 nucleotides long. RefSeq lists its product as uncharacterized. NCBI's taxonomy places the organism in Eukaryota, Metazoa, Arthropoda, Arachnida, Trombidiformes, Tetranychidae. Gene Ontology annotation, molecular function: protein binding. The record is from RefSeq and is a predicted model, not a curated record.
AUGUACAGUUUAACUUAUAAAUUUCAUCGGGCAGCUCGUGAUGUUCAAGAUAUCCUCAAGGAAGCGACUCGAAAGGACUGCAAUCAUCCGGAUGAAGACGGACUAACACCGACCCUUUGGGCAGCUUAUUAUGGUCAUCUCGAUGUGCUGAGAUUACUCAUUGGCCGAGGAGGUGAUCCGGAUAAAUGUGAUUUCACCGGUAACACGGCUUUACAUUGGUCAGCAUCAAAUGGACACAUCAAUUGUGUCUCAUUUCUAGUCAAUUUUGGUGUUAAUUUGUGGUCAUUGAAUAAUGAGUUUCACACGGCCAAGGAUUGCGCUGCCGUCCAUUUAAAGUCGGAGAUACUUGAUUUUCUUGAUACAACGAUGGCCAAACAAAGUGCCCUUAAUCCGAAAAUGGUACAGAAGCAGAAAGAAAAAUCGAUAACGGAAGCAGAGAAGAGGAUAAAAGCGUUCGAAAAGAUUGCCAAAAAAGCUUAUAAAAAAGCGGAAAAAGAGGAAAAAUCAAUGGAAAAAUUUCGAAAAAAACUUUUAGAACCAAUAGCGUCUUUACCAUGUACACUUCGACGUGAACCACAUUCAGGUAAUCUUGGAUCAACGUUUUCCUCGACUUCUCAUUUAGCACCAAUAACUCCAACCACCGUCACCACCACCCCAACACCGGCCCCAGGAGUGGCUGUCGUUAACGGAUCCUUAAGUUCAGCACCAAAGUUUUCCGAUAUCGUUAACAACGGAACCAUGAGUAACAAAAACCGUGGAUUCGGUGGUGUCUCUCGAAAAGUUUUACUUCGUAAACAACAAUCCGAUUCAAUAUCAACCGCAUUCAGCGGUGAUUAUAAAUCUCGAAGUGGAUCUGAACCUGGACUCAAAGAUUUAUUAUUAACCAACGGGAAAAAGUCAAUAAGAUCAUUAACCGGGAUCAGGCGAGGUGAAGAUGUACUUUAUGUACGUAAAUACGAUGUAAUUAACAAUAAGAUAAACACCGAAAGGUCAAAUAGCGCUCAUCAUAUUUACGCUUCAAUCCCUUGCAAGGAAACCGAUUCCCUAUCACUUUCAAAUGGUUACCUGGAUUCAGGUAAAUGCAGUGAGAUGAGUAAUCACAGUAUCAAUAGUAAAUCAACCGCAUCUCAUCAGAUCAGUAACAAUAAUCAUAUUAACCAUCAGUAUCAUCACAAUCUUCAUCUUAAUCAGUAUCAUCAAUCUAAUCAGAAUAAUAAUAAUGACCGAUUAUAUGCUCGACCCGCUCUGAGGGAUUUGUUUGGUUCAUCUUAUGACGAUUCAUCGACAAACUAUUACCAUCAGCGGCCGUCAAAUGAUAGGUCAUUUUCACCAAACUAUCAGCAUUUGGGUGGUGGUAAAAUCGGUGGUGGACUUCACCGGACAGUCUCAGAGCCCGAUUUCCUUAGUCACAUGGCUGAUUCUGGAUUAGGGGAUGAAAUGAUCUCAUGUAACAAUGGGCAUUCUCAUCACCACCCUCACCAUCAUCACCACGAAUCAGGUUCAAUAUUUGAAAGGCCAGGAUUUGGUUCUGUUUCAUUUAGACAUUCAAUACUUUCAGCUUCGAGUCUAUUAACACCUUAUACCAAUUCUAAUGGUAAUAAAUCAAUAGAUGAAGUUGAAGAUGAUGAUGAGCUGAUUAAUUCAUCAUCAUCAGGUAAUAUCGAUGGUAAUACAAAUGGAAACGGAAAUGAUAAUCAUUAUCAUUCACUUGAAGCACUAAGAGCUGCACAAAAUGGUACUAAUGAUAAGACAAUCAAUGGAUCAACAGUCGAUGGUAAUAGUAACAACGGAACCGGAAGCGAUUCAAUUGGAAGCGCUGGUUCAUUAGCACAAAGAAAUGCCUCUCUUUCCGUUAUGUCUGGAACCACCAGCGGGUGGGAUGAGGAUGGUAACACCUUAAUCGGUGAUUCCGCUUCCGUGACCUCAGCAAAAAACAACAAAAACAACAACAACAUCAACAUCAUCAACAACAACAACAACAAUAACAACAGCACCAAGCCCAAAUCACGAGCUAGUGAAAUUGAAAACGGUGCUAUUACCAACGGAGGCGGUGGUAUUGUCACCGUGACCAAUUGCAAGGUGGACAAAAGCAAUGGCCCUGAUCCCAUGGUGGUACCAACAACCCCACCGGUGGUUUUAUUUCUCGCCGCCCAGGGGAUGCUUGAAUACACUGAAAUUUUUCAGAAGGAAAAAAUUGAUCUUGAAUCACUUGCGUUGCUCAAUGAAACUGAUCUCAAAUCACUUGGUCUACCUUUGGGUCCACGGCGGAAGUUAAUGUUAGCAAUUGAAAGGCGGAAAGCGACAUUGAAAGAACCUGGAACAAUUAGAGAUACAAUUUUAUAGAAAGACGAACAAUUAACCUUCCAAUCAGUCCCAACAAUCAACUAAUUAACUGUAUUAUCUUGGAAACGGCACCUCAUUCAAACCUCCCAAAGUGCCAACAAUUUACCAAUGGUGUUUACAAUCAACCGUCUUCAUCUUCAAAAACUUUCUACAAUUAAUUGUUGGCUUAAUUAUUUCGCUUAAUUUUCAAUCUAAAUUAAUUAUUUUCAUCAUUUAAAACUUUGAUUUUCUUCAACUUUUUUUCAUUCAAUUGUAAAUCAUUACAAUUUCAACUCUCCCCUUAAUUUAAUUGUCCUCGACUGACAAUUAACUUGUAAACGUUGAUUUAAUUGUAUCAACAAUUAACUUUUUUUUCCUGAUUUUCUUGUAAAUAAACAAAAUGAUAACAUAAAUUUAAUUGUUCACUU